Ectocarpus sp. CCAP 1310/34 is the source of this 428-nucleotide messenger RNA. The record is from the annotation of a GenBank genome assembly. Lineage: Eukaryota; Phaeophyceae; Ectocarpales; Ectocarpaceae.
CUCCCCGGCCGGGGCCGAAAUCGACCUUGUGAGUCCCUCGCGGACGAACCAGGCCACAACAGAUAGUAGGUGGGUGGUGUCCCAAGGUGCAACUCACCGCCGCGCUGGCUCAGCGUGGCGGUGAGGAUGCACAGACGGUGGUAGUGGCGAGAGGUGUAUGUGGACCUUGUCCCCGCGGCAGCAAUGCAAAGCGGCAAACUGCACCUGGUAACCACCGUCGCGGAAAACGUGGCCCACGAAGCUGGAGGAGCAGAGAGAUUCGUAAAAACCACGCGAGUAAGCACCGUUCGCGGGAGAAGGGAGAUAACCGCGGGCGACGCGGGGGGGGAGUGCUGCACCCUCCUCGUCCAAACACCACAGGCAAGCACCGAGCCCUGCAAAGAUGGAUCGAUGCGAAGAAACUCGCCGCUCGGAUUAAACGGAAGAAA